UGUGGGUGCGCGUGGGGGGGAGGGAGUUCGCGCCAUUAUUGGAACACAACAAACAUUUCUUGGCCUGGUGCAAAAUGGCGACGCCGAGCCCGAGGAAAUUUCAGGAGAAGAUCGCCUUGCUGCAGCAGAAGGAGGCCGAGGGGAAGAUCGCCUAUGACAGUAUUAUGAAUGAAGUCCAGGGGCUGAGGAUGCACCCCAAGCCCCCUGGACAGCCCAAAGGACAGCAGUUACUGCCACCCCAGGCACAUUCCCCUCCCUUCCAGCAGCCUCCACCACAGCAUGCCUCUCGCCCCCCCCAGAGUGGGUCUCUCCCUGACUUUUCCAUCAACCUCCCGGAUCAGGGUAGGGUGCCUGAAUACUACAUGCCGGUGCCACUGCAGGGCGCGAUGCAGGACCUGAGCACCUUGCAGAAUCAGGUGUAUCCCAGCGUCCCUCACCAACGGCAGUCUGUUGCGUCCCAGAUAAGGCCACACCACCACAUCCCUCCUCACCUCGGCAACUCUCCGGCAUAUCCUCUGCUGCUGUCACCCCCACACGCCUCAGAGUCUCUCCUGCGUUCCAACUCUGACUCCUCCCUCCAUCAGAACCUUCAUGGGGGCAAGGCAGCCAAUAACAGAAAAGUCUCAGCGCCCGUGGAGGUUGGUCGGAUGGACCCAGGUCUUGGAGUGAACCACAUGACCCACAUGAGACAUAGCCAGGAGUUACCCAGGUCAGACUGUGAGCCGACACACCCUUCAGAGAUCGCUGCUGUUCUUGGUCCCAGAAUAAAUCACAUCCAGCGGAGCUCCAACAUCCCCAUCCCCACCACCAUACCCAACACAGGGGGUGCUGGUCCUGGAGGGGGGGGAGGUGUGGGCACACUCCCCAACACUGGUUCUUUGCCAGACCUGACACAAGUCCAGUACCUGCAGCCAAUGAACCUUCCAAUACCUGAUGCUGACCCGAAUAUAAUAUCGCCAUUGUCUGUCCGGCCGGGGACCACGUUUCCCACUGGGGUGCUGGGUGACCCCUACAACAGUGGACAGGCAUCCCCCAGAGGUACCUCUCCGGGGCCCUCCCCGUCUGUCAUGCGCAAAAAGCCUCAGAAGCCCUACCAGACUACACAAACGAACCACAGAGGAACCCACCACAGCCAGAACAGAAAUCAUUUGUCUGUCCCUACUGUUAUUAAUGCACGCUACCUCCAUACAUGUAAGGGGAUGACCGUCGACAACAGCUCAAUUGUGGACUCACACUUGGCUAACUCAGGGCUAAAUCUCUUUGGACAGCAGCCCUUGUCUCCGAGCGGCUCACACCCUCCUAGUCCAAACCAACACUCCUUCAUGGUAUAUAGAAAUCCAGUUAGUCCUCAACUCAGUCCAAGAAGCUCACCAGGACCCUGCCACACCCUCCAGACUGGUGGCUUGGGAAGCUACAGCAGCAACAGUCCCAGUGACUCUCGUAGCGCGCCUCCCUCACCCAGUGCCCCCCAGGCCUCCCCAGCCUCUUCCCCGGGGGUCACCAUCUCCAAGCCCUUCACCUAUAAUGAAUACCACACUCAUGCACAAACAAAUCAACUCAAUCAGCAGUUUGAACAGUGCAGAGUGAUUGACAACUCUCCAGUCUCUGCCAGUAGCUAUGCAUCAGGUGGAAGCAGUAAUGUACACCCACAGGCUGGCCUUUUGGUUGAGGGAAAUGGUUUCUUCAGUGGUGCCCCAUCGUCCAGCCCCGGUGUGCCCCAGGGGUGCCCCAUCCCCACCAGCCAGGCACAUCAGCAGCCCACGGGGCCUCCCCCGCCCUACCCACAGACCUCCACCACUCCAGCACACCAGCAGUUACAACAAACCCCACAGCAGCAGCAAGAACAACAGCAUCAACAACAACAACAACAACAACAACAACAACAGCAGCAGCAGCAACAACAGCAACAGCAGCAGCAGCAACAACAGUCACAGCAACAGCAAACAUCACAGUCACAACAACAGUCACAACAGCAACAACCACAGCACCACCAACAGUCCUCUCCCACUCACCCCCAACACAUCACACAGUCUCCCAAUCACCAGCCCCAUCACCCUCCCUCUCCAGUACACUCCAUAUCCUCACAUGGACCUCCCUCCCCAGCACAAGACCCCCUCAGCCCACUAAGUCACAACCACACCAUGCAACACCCACCAACUCCACGGACUCCACUGACUCCUACCCUCAACCCUCCACAGGUGGUCGUCACCAUCCCUCCAUGUGAGGGAGGCACUGAAGAUCUUCUGCAGGAGAACAUCAACUGGGAAAUGUUUGCUCCCUCUCCCAAUGCCUAUGAAGAAGGCUCCUUUGAGUCUUCCAUUCUAGAUCACAUGAGUAGGCUGGAUGAGAAUGAAUUGGGCAUGAUGAUGGUGGACCAUGGAUCUGUGGACCAGCUGCUAGUGGACCAGGAGACAGAGGAGAGCUUCCGCAGAGACCACCGUACCACCUCCUCCACCACCACUUCAGGGCCAUAGCCUCCAUUCCCUUCUCUUUGGGAGGGAGAAUGACUCGGAAGGGAAAGAGGAGGUAACCAAUGGAGCCACAACUCCCACAGCAGCUGGUAUUUUUGUUUUACUGAUCACCUGAAGCUGCCACCCACCUGCGGGUUGUACAGUAAGCAGCUGUCGAACUCCUUUCCCGGUAAGCCCUCUGUGUUGGUGCCUCUGGUGGGUGCAGGAGUGACUCUGGUGCUGUGGUGGCAGCAAGCCAGCUAUAUCCUGAGAAGGUGGUGAUAUUGGUGACGUGUCAUUUGAGCUCCUUCCAAUACCAGCUCUUUUUGCAAGUAGACUGUAUUCUAAAAAGGUAAUUUUUUCCAUCUUGUAGCAAGGAGAAUCAUUCAUUCUUGAAGUGAUAACGGUGCUUAUUUUCCCCAAUGCAAUAACUUUUGACUACAAAAUUAAUUGUCGCUUGAGGCGUCCCUUGCUAGGUGGUGUCACUUUUACCUUAUACUGUUAAUAAUGUUUCUCUUCUUAUUUCUGUAUGCUGCCAGUCAUUUCUGUGUGCAUAAGUUUAGAAUUGUACUUCAGAGACACCCUAAAGGAAACUAGAAAACACUGUCUGCAUUCACACACACACACACACACACACACACACACACACACACACACACUGCUCCAGUAGCUCAAUCGGUUAGAGUGCCGCGCUGCAAGGUUUCACGGCCAAACAGGCAGCGGUUCAAGCCCCGCUCAGGCCGGAUUCUUUCCGUCGACUAGGAGUGGUUGCUGUCCCCCCCUUGAGCAAGGGGGAUGGGGUGUGUGGUGUGUGAGGUCCUGGCAGUACCCAGAGAUCGACAAUAAUGACCACUUGCUCAUGUCGUGAGGGUACCUUCUGGCGAAAGCGAGUCCAACUCGUGAUUAGGCUGUAGUAAAUUACACACAUACACACAGCUGCUUGCACCAACACACUGUUUACACAUUUAGUAAGAAAUCAUAUAAAAAUAGAUUUUCAGCUUUUCUGGUCUUUGGGCUUCUUUGUCCUAAUAUUUCACAGUAGUUGUGAUUCUCUUGAGAAAAUUUUUCAUACUUCUACUUGACCCAGUUUGAAGACAAGUUAUCAUUUUAGGAUACUCAUGUCUAGUGAGUGGUGAUAACAGUACUAGUUGGUACUAAACUUGCUGACACCAGUCCUCCAGAUCACCCUGGCUCAGCCUGGCAGUGGUAAGGCCCUGGGGUGGAAUAGUUCCCCUUGUACACAACAGGUUUAUGCUUUAUUGGGAAUGAACUGUACUUAAUGGCCAAUGCUCUCAUUGAUAAACUUUGUUUUAAGUGAUAUCAAAAUCUUAGUGAAUAUAUUUGCCUCUCUGUGGCCAUAUUUCUGAAUUUGGAUAGAAUAAUCCCCUGAUUUUUUCAGAUAUGUGUUAUAAUCAAAAUAUUGUUAAAGUUUUGUAAUUUUGUCUUUUCUCCAUUAAUUUUGGAGGAGCUAAGUACAAUGAAAUAUGUUUGAGUGGUUUUUGUGAUGUUCACAAUGCUUUGGAACACAUCACUUGCUUAGCCAUUGUCGUAACCUAUUUCUAAAUUUCAUUGAAAAUAUCUUUAGUUAUUUUACUUGUGUUUUCAAAUGAGCUCUUGUAUGUUGACAUGUGGGCUGAGGUGAUGAUGCCCUGGGGAGGAAAUGACUUUUCAGAAUGUAUACAUUCAACAUUAACACCAAUGAAGAGCUGCUCCUGGAGGCCACUGGCUAAGCAAAGUCAUCAGGCUCGUUAUCACCUACCCAAAUUCAGUCUGUACCUAAGGUUGUAGCUCUCUUGAAAUGCAAGUGUUUCAGCUGUUACUAGCACAUCACUUUUAAUCCUCAGAUACUUAUUCCUGUUCCUCACAAACACCGCACUGUCAAGAAGAGGCUUUUUGUGUAGCUCCCUUGCAACUCCCAAGUACCAGCUGGUCAACAAUGAGGCCAUUCGGCCACCAGUCACUAUGGUUACUUUUAGCAAGGUGCCGCCGGUGUGUUGGGUGCUGUAGCUUUCACCUUCUCCUGUUAGAAUUACUCUCAAGCUUUGGUGGCAACUUGACUCCAUAUUGUCAUGUUUAUCAAUUUCUUCACUGUCUUCAUGUAUUUGAAUGUGAAAGUUCUUAGUGUCUUAUCACUGUGUUGACAUUAAGUGUUAACUUACAAUCAUUCAAAUAUUUAUAAAAGAAAACAGAUCUCAUGCAAGCCCCAGCCAGAAGCAGAUUCACUAACAGAAAAAUUGUUUAGUGAAACAUUAGUGUGGCAGAAUUAUCUUGUGAACUUGGUUAACUCCCAGAAAAAAAUCCAUAGGAAGACAAUGAAUGCAUAGACAUUUGUCCCAUAUACAGAGAAAUAUGAUUUUCCAUGGAGCUGUGGUAUUAGCUGUUUGUGUUCCCUUGUGAUUGAGGUCAUGUUCCUCAUGGUUAUAUAUAUAUAAAUAUAUAUAUUCUUUUUUCCCUCCUCCCAAAGGUUUAUACAUCUUAUGAGGGAGAAGUGAAUCCCAGGCUGUGGUAUGUGCUGUCUGAGGGUCCGUGGGUAGCUUUGCUGUCCCAGAACUAUAACGAGGUGUGUGGCGAGUGCAAGGGAAUGGCACCACGUGUGUUCUGCUUCUCCUCCAAUACCUUACACUUGGGUGUUCCCAUGCCCUCCUCCCUCACCCAGCAGAGGGCAGGGGAGGCAGUAGGUAGUCCUGCUGUAGACCUUCCCCAGCAUUGUUGUUGAUCAGGAAGUUUUAUUGUCCAUUGGUUGUUAUAAAGUGACACUAGCACAAGAAAUCUAUAUUAAUUUUAAGCAUGAUAAGUACAAAUUUCAGUAGAUGUAUAUAUUCCAGAGAAAUACUAUAUAGAUUAUACUGUGUAGUGUGAGGAGGUGGUGGUGACCAUGACCAAUAUCUUCUGCUGUGAUGAGUGGUGGUGUCGAGUAUUGUUCUUUUCUGUUCCCCACUGUGAGACCUUCGAGCACAGUACUGUACUACCUGCAGCACACAUUGCAUUGAUUCAGCCUUGGCUGUAGAUAUUUCCUUUAUUUGGUUUUAUACCCUUUCUUCUUCAGAUUUGAGCUUUUUAUAUAUAAACUCCUCACCCAUGCUGGUAACACAGAGGAUGGCAGACAGGCAAGGUGGUACACAUCACCUUCCCAAACUUCAGUAUUAAUGCGAGUGAAGCAGCGGAAGGCAUUAACCCAAGAGAUACCAAGUUUAUAUUAGGCUUAGGAAUGUAAAUGCUCUUAGAUUCUUUUUAUAUUGUACAUAAGAGAAUUAGAUAAGAUAGUUGGGUUGUGUUUUGGGGUAUGCAUGUGUGCCUACUUGCAUAUGUAUGCAUGUAUUCCAGUUUAUUAGUGUAUCUGUUUUUGUAUGCAGUAUGGAUGAAUGUUUUGCAGUACUGUAGCUACAUUUAAUUAGGUUGCCUCGUAAUGAGCAACAGACCUUGACCUGCAACAAAAGCCAAAUGCAUUAAGUAAAGUUUAAUACAUCCUUCUGCAUUAAACAAGAGAAUCCCAAACUAUUUCUCCUCAUGAUUAAGUAUGUAUUCUUAAGUCUAAAAAAAUUGAUCUUUUAAUGUAAUAAAUUUUCAAUUUAUUAGAAAAUGAAACUUUCAUUAAAGUACAAAUAGUAAAGUUCUUUUUCUGAUUGUCCAGUAAUGGAGCAAUUAGAGAAAAUAUUUCAGCAAUCUGGAGUUUCAGCGACAUUGGAUGUACUUUGUUUAGUGAUAAUUUUCUUGUAACUUUGCUGAAUAAUUUUACAUAGACCUGCUUAUGGAUGCAGGUUCAACAGUUCUGUAAAAAAAAAAAACACAAACAAAACAUAUAAAGGGAAGAAUAUUCUUAGUUUUCAUAAAGUGGCAAAGAAAUAUGAAACAAAAUCUCAUCUUGUCUAGCAGCCACUUACCAGCCAGCUGUGAUCGUAAGGCCCAUUUGACCACUCAGUUGGCUGCAUGAUUUUAUUAUAUUUCUUCAUUUAUUUAUUAUCAUUUUUCUUUGCAUGUAGUUUAUAUGUUGAAUACAGUAGCAUUGGAUAAUGAUGGGAUCUACUAACAAUAUUUUGGCUAACAAUGAUAAAAUCCAGUUUGGGUAAUGAUGGAUUUAACAUUAAGUCCACCUUCCAGCUCAUUUCUCGUUCAUGUGUUUACCAUACGGUUGGCAAGACUGCGGUAGUCUUAGCAUGCAUCAGAGCAUUUGUGUUAUGCUCUUACCAGAGCUACUAAAGCUACAGGCUGUUAUGUAAUACUUAUGCCAAAUUUAUAGUUACUCUUGUGGAACUUGAGGAAUUUUACAUUUAUGAUGAAUUUCCAAAACUUACACAUUAAAAUGAAUUAACUACAUGAAUUUUCACCUAAUGGCCAUCCCUUUGGAAUGAAUUUGGAUUGUUUAACUAAGACCCUAUUGUAUUUGGUUAGGUUCAGAGUUUUAUAAAUAAGAUUAAAAUUUAAAAUAUAUUUUCCCCUCUGCUACAAGGUAAUUGUGACUUCAUGCUUUUUUUACUUCAGUUUUUUUCCCCAAAUUUUGACAGUAUUUGUAGCAUACAGUGAAGAAUUUUUAUACCUUACAGUGUUUUCAUAAACCUUAAUAAAUGAACUUUUAAACAGAAGAAAAUAAAGUAAAUCACACAAGGUCAGUUAUCCUAUAUUCAAUUAUAUUAUUGAACAGUAAGGCUCAGCUACUGAGACCAGAUGAGAACUUUACUCAAGUGAUGAAAGUUACACUAUUCAAAUAUUUACUAACAUUUUGUUAAUCAAGUAUGAAUACUAAUGCAUCUUAAGAACACUUUUGCAUUUAACUCAUAAUCCUGCCUUCUCUCUGUCAGUAUGGAAGAGAGAACUGCUCCUUGUAGACUCCCAUUCCAGACAAGACCCCCACUCCAUUCCCCUCCAUUACCACCCACAUAAUAAUCCUGUACCACACUUGUGUAUGUCCCUGGAGUUUAGUACUAUGAUAUGCAUUCAUACUGGAAUUGUUUUGCCAUUUUAUUUCAAUUUUCAGUAUUUAAUCAUGUUUUUAGUGUGUGUGUGUGUGUGUGUAAAGGUAUGAAUUUAGUUUUGAAAGGCAUAUUGAUUAGAAGUGAAUUUUUCCUUUUUUUUUUUUUUUUUACACAUCAUCCUUCUUAAUAUCAUCACUAUUUUGUAAAUUAUGAGUGCAUGGAAAGAGGGAAAAAAAGGCACCAGUCAUUUCUGUACUUCUCUCCAUUUAAAGAUAUCAGAUUGCCUAAAUUAUGAAUAAAAUUUAAUAUAUAAUAAUAUAUAUAUAUAUAUAUAUAUAUAUAUAUAUAUAUAUAUAUAUAUAUAUAUAUAUAUAUAUAUAUAUAUAUAUAUAUAUAUAUAUAUAUAUAUAUGAAUAACAAAUUAUUUCAACUAAAUAUUGUUGUGCCUUUCCUUUCAAGAUUGGCUAAAGUGUUUAAUUUUUGUAACUUUUUUAUCCAGUUGAAUUUGGCACAAGCCUGAGGUUCCUGCCCAUGCAGAGGGGAGGGUGCGAGCCUGCAUGAACCUAGGACAAAAGUACAAAAUUCAUCCACAUGACAAUUCAGAUUACAAUACCUAUGCUCAACUUGAAGCUGGAUGUGAAUUUUGGAGGCUAACGUUUUUUUCUUUUACAGUCUUUUUCAGUAUACUUUACAACAGUACUUCUAGCUACUUAUUUUUUGUUUGUUUUUUGUUUUGGCAAGUAGAUGAAUAAUGAUAUUGUUCUACACAAAUCAGGCUUGCACCAUAGCUACUAGUGUAGCAUUGGUAGAGGAUCCGUGUACUUAUGAGGGAGUUGUCUUAAAAUCAAAAUUGUCUUCUAUAGCCCCAUAUUUUUCUCUUAUGUAAUCUACAUCACCAUAAUAGCUGAGUCUCCUCACCCCAGAGCCCAGCACAAGAUGCAGUUCAAACUUGUCCUCACAUUUAUAACUUCCAUGUAAAGCUACAAAUUAAAACUUAUAGCUUUAUCUUAAAUUUAACUUCCUGUAAAGGCUCAUUUUAUGUUAAGAUUUUUAUAUAUUGCUGUCCUCUGCACUUAUCUAAAUCCUUCUUAAGCAUCAAGUAGAUACUAGUAUGUAGAAAAUACCUGUAUGGUGCUUCCCACACCUGUGUGAUGAACAGGUGAGGGUGCCGAGGGGGCAAUGCUGUACGUAGAGGCUAAGGACACUGCACAAUCAUAACACACGUGGUGGCCAUCAGGGGUGAGUGACAGUGGCAGGGAGUGGGAAAGAGUAGCUCUCCAUAUUUUGUAAACUUACAUGAAAUUUUCAGCAAGAACAAGUGUUUUUAUGUCUGUAACACUGAUGCUUCUACAGUUUCAAGAAAUUAAUUCAUAGUUAUAAAUGACACCAGAAUUACAUACUUUAAAUUCUGGCCGUCAUAAAACACAGUUUCAAGUUCACAUAGUUUAACUAUGUUUGAAUUGUCUCUGUGUUGGCUUAUGACAUUUGGAAAUCACAAUAUUUACCUCUCUGGUUGAUGUAUGAAGUGUGUAUAUGAAAGAUAUUUUUUUAUUUUUUUAAUGUUGAUAGAUCUACGAGAGUUAAUGUAUCAUUAUUAUCUUUGUUAUUAUCUUUGUUAUUAUCAUUAUUAUUAUUAUUAUUUUUAUAUACAUAUAUAUAUAUCAGAAUUUUGAAUUUGUUUGGUCCCAUUUAAGAUGGAAGGGCAAAUGAAAGAAAAAACCUGUUACUGAUUUUCAUACUGGGUUGAGAAUUUUGUCACUGGCUGCUUGUUAUUAGUCUGUCAACAGACAAUGAUCUCUUUUACAUACUAGAAGCACAUUUUAUUGUGGUCAAGUUGGUGGCAAUGUUCAACAAGGGUCAUAGUGUGUGUGACCCUUUCUAGUUCCUUUCAAAUUUUCAUGAUAAUUAGCUUGUAUUCUCAUGAAUGGCUGACCACAUUUCCAUCAUUUCUUUCGAUGAGAGGUUUUAAGACACUGUUUAGGUCUGUGAGUAUUCAUAUGGAAUUUUAUGUAAAGCAUAUAUAUAUUUUUUGUGUGUUUGUGUGAGAGAGAUAGAGUGUGUGUGUGUGUGUGUGUAAGCAAGGGACAAUCCUCACCUUCAUGUGUUCUAGGUGACUUUCAGGGAAGUGGUGUGAAGUUGAUUAAUUUCUAAAUUUACUCAGUGCCGUAUAUUAACUUAAGGGUUAUCUUAUUUUGUCUUACAAAACAUUUUUGAUAAAUUGCUACUUGUGUAUAACUAUAAUUUACCAUUACUGGUCUUGGUGAGGAGCAUUUUAAACCUAUGCCAGCAUCAAGAAAGGCUGGAUAUGUGCUGUUAAGACAAAGUUUGACCCACAUCUUCCCAUAGAAACCCCUGUUGUAGUGGAGGCUAUGGCUGCUGGACCAAACUACCUAUUGGGCAUUAUGUGACUGGAUUGUUGUCUUUACCAGUGUUUCUUACACGGCUAGUCAUGCUGUUCUAAUUUUGCAUUGCUUUAAGUCUCAUCAUGGAUACAGAAGCUGCACUGUGAUUCACCAGCUUUGUGACUUGGCUUUUUCAGUCCAGUGUGAGUGAAAAUGUGACUGACUACUGCUUAGUAAAACCAAAGAGCCACACAGAGCCAUAGACCUCUUGUAAUGUCCACGCCACACUCUGCCUCCCUUCUUGUGUCCACCCUCAGUCGUGUUCAGUAUUUUGUUGGUGGCGAAGGCAUCCUUUGCAAAUUAUUUUUCUUUUAAAUAUAUAAGAAGUGUGAAAGAUGUCUGAAUCCAUCGCAAAAAUCCAGCAAGAUUCACCAAUAAUUACACUAGGAGGUCAUAUAUAUAUAAAUAUAAAUACAUAAGAUAUAGAAUGAUACAGCCAGGCUUUAGAUGUCCCCCUCCCCCAUAUGUGUGUGUGCAAUGUCAUGGUGGUGUGACAACUGUCCCCUCGUCAGGCAUGGUUUUGUAUUUUCCUUCAUGUAGGGAGUGAUGCUUAGGUGACAGUGGCGAGGUGAUUGGUGCCACCCCACCCAGGUAGAGUAAGAUAAUGACUGUAGUGUAGAGUAGAUUCUCUAAUGAUCAUUUUGUUCAGACAUCUUUUGACAUAUUUGCAAAUUUUAUUGUUAUGUCAUUUUCAAUAAAGAUUUUCUUGUAUUUUA
Messenger RNA from Eriocheir sinensis (Chinese mitten crab), 10478 nucleotides. RefSeq lists its product as uncharacterized. The transcript is spliced from 15 exons. Gene Ontology annotation, cellular component: cytoplasm; nucleus. Bases 75 to 2474 code for a protein of 799 amino acids. The record is from RefSeq and is a predicted model, not a curated record. Gene Ontology annotation, molecular function: cAMP response element binding protein binding. Gene Ontology annotation, biological process: protein homotetramerization; positive regulation of transcription by RNA polymerase II. Lineage: Eukaryota; Metazoa; Arthropoda; Malacostraca; Decapoda; Varunidae.